Molecule: messenger RNA, 1022 nt
Organism: Helianthus annuus (common sunflower)
Lineage: Eukaryota; Viridiplantae; Streptophyta; Magnoliopsida; Asterales; Asteraceae
Exons: 6
Coding region: 120-872 (250 amino acids)
Source: RefSeq, a predicted model, not a curated record
UUGCCUUAUCCUAUACCACACACCUACACUACACUUCACACAGUUAUCUCAAACAUCAUGCUCCAACACAUAGCAUCACAACACAAAAUCAAAUAAGCAAUUAUUACUCAUACAAUACAAUGGCAUUGAGCUCCGGCUCUUGUUAUUCAAUUUCAACACAAUUCAGCAAAAUCCCUACAAAUUCUGUUUCUAUUAAUAAUCCCCGUAACGCUUUCUUAUGGUUGACAUCAUCAUCAGCGUCAGAUGAUUCGUCGAAACCCUCAUUUUCUGUUUCAGCUGGUUUGUCAUCUGCGCCAAAAGCUCGAUUUGUUGCUCGUCGGACUGAAUCCAUUUCUGUUCGUCCACUUGAACGGCCUCUACUGGAGUAUAUGAGCCUUCCUGCAAGUCAAUACUCUGUUCUGGAUGCUCAAAGGAUUGAGCGGAUCGAUGACAAUACAUUCAGGUGUUAUGUGUACACAUUCAAGUUUUUUGCUUUUGAGGUUUGCCCUGUUUUGUUGGUUCGAGUCGAGGAGCAACCCAAUGGCUGUUCUAUUAACCUCCUGUCUUGUAAGCUUGAGGGAUCCCCAAUUGUGGUCGCACAAAAUGAUAAGUUUGAUGCUUCUAUGGUGAAUAGAAUAUCAUGUGAUACUACGAACCAGAGCAAUUCAUCGAUGCAAAAACUCACGUCCGACACUGUUAUCGAGGUUAGCAUUGAUAUUCCGUUUCCUUUCCAAGCAAUCCCGGUUCAAACUAUUGAAUCAACUGGCACUCAAGUCCUUGACCAAAUACUUAAGAUCAUGCUUCCCCGGUUUAUGGCUCAGUUGGUGAAAGACUACCAAGCGUGGGCUUCCGGUGACACCUCAAGGCAGCCUCUUGGAACCGGAAGGAUAUGAUGUGAUAUGAUAUGAUACUUUUCUAGUGCUGCAUUUUAUUGUUUCUUCCAACGUUACAGGAUAAUAUAAACUUAUUUUUGUGUAAUACAAAAUUUUAUAUUCGGUUGAACUUCUGUUUUGUGAUGGAAAGUAUCAUUUGGAUUCAUUAUA